AUGAUGGGGCGUGUCGUUCGACUCAAUGCACAAGAAGAUCAACUUCGACGGCUCCUUCUAGAUGUUUCCUCGUUCAUAAACGAGUCCAGGCCGGCAACACAGCCCGUGAUUAUUCGCUGGGCUGGGGGUUGGGUCCGAGACAAACUCUUAGGAAUCGAAUCUCAUGACAUAGACGUCGCCAUCAAUGCAAUGACCGGUGUUAACUUUGCACAGAGAAUGCACGAGUAUUGCCGCAUGGCAGACGCAAUUAAAAAGCACGCAAUCAAACCCGAUGACAUUGGCAACCUCCAUAAUGUCGCACGGAACCCAGACAAGUCGAAGCAUCUGGAGACUGCCAUGCUUCGAAUAUUUGGCCUCGAGUUAGACUUAGUCAACCUGAGAAAGGAGACAUACGCAGAGGACAGCAGAAAUCCAGUCGUGGAGUUCGGCACAGCUGAAGAGGAUGCACUCAGACGGGAUGCAACGAUAAACGCCUUGUUCUACAACCUACACACCAACCAAAUAGAAGAUUUUACAGGAGGAGUGCAAGACUUGGCCGCGAAGGUUCUGCGCACUCCCUUAAACCCACUGGAUACAUUCAAGGACGAUCCGCUUCGUGUCCUGCGCCUCGUGCGUUUCGCAAGUCGUCUUGGAUUCAUAAUCGAAGAAGAAACUCGCUGCGUGAUGGCCCAUGCUGAUGUUUUAGAGGCUUUGAAAGUCAAAAUCAGCCGAGAAAGAAUUGGUAUAGAGCUUGAAAAGAUGCUCAAAGGCAUUCAUCCACGGUCCGCCCUGGAGCUCAUGGACCAACUAUGCCUGUAUCAUGCAAUUUUUACAGACCCAGCAUUAAAAUCCACCGCGAAACCAGAUACCUCGCAAUGGCACAUUGCGUACCGGUGCCUUAGUGCUCUAUUGCAGAAUCGUAGCCCUGGCUCUUUGGGCGAACUCCUGAUUCGGUGCAAGGAAGCCAACUAUGUAGCCUGGAAUCUGGCCGCGCUCAGUCCGUGGAUGACCAUGGACUACCCCACACCUGAACUUCGGAAAGCGAAUGCAUUGCCGCCCCCUACUGUUGCGGCCCGAGGAGGAUUCAAGGCGCCAAAUAAACUUGCAGAUUCGAUUACGGCCAGUUACCGAAACAGAAAAGAAAUUAUGUGCCUAAAAACAGCCGCCUGCGGCAAAAAGCCGGUGAUACACUCGAGAGAUGUACUAGGCAUGGCCAUCCGUAGAUGGGACUCGCAUGGUGGUCCAUGGACUCUACAGGUUCUCAAUGCUCUUCUUGUAGAGGCCAUGGAAAGCCUGAGUGUGUGGUCCCAAUCUGACGACAGUAAGGACCAAGUUGACUUCCUUAAUGGUUGGCAGAAGUUCCUGGACCAUGUUGUUGAACUCGACCUUUACCACGCUCCUGCAUUAAAAAGGCUUCUGGAUGGUCACUCUCUAGCCUCGGCCCUAGGCGUGAGGCCUGGAAAAUGGACGGGCAGAGCAUUAGAUGUAUGUCUUUCUUGGCAACUUCGGAAUCCGCAGGAAGUGGACCCAAAAGGUGCAAUUGAAGAGAUCCAACUUCGACGUGACGAGCUUGGAAUUCCUAGGAAUUAG
This is a messenger RNA of Pochonia chlamydosporia 170, 1569 nucleotides long. Its product is annotated as tRNA nucleotidyltransferase. The coding region runs from base 1 to 1569 and encodes 522 amino acids. The transcript has 3 exons. Gene Ontology annotation, biological process: tRNA 3'-terminal CCA addition. The record is from RefSeq and is a predicted model, not a curated record. Lineage: Eukaryota; Fungi; Ascomycota; Sordariomycetes; Hypocreales; Clavicipitaceae. Gene Ontology annotation, molecular function: ATP:3'-cytidine-cytidine-tRNA adenylyltransferase activity; RNA binding.